CGCGCGAUUAGAUGGCUUAGAAACGAAAUGGAGCGCAGGGACAGUGGUCCUCUUUAUAUGCAUAUAUAAGGGGGGCUUUUUCUACCUUCGCUAAAACGACAGUAGAAUUCCGUCGCAAUGACUUUAACCGUCACAUUGCUAUUCGUGCUUUUGUUAUUCUCUUUGGCCCGGAAUGUCCAUGGAUGGCACAUCGCGUUUCCAAACGAGAGCGAGAUCUUUAAUAAUGAUCUCCGCGAAACAACGUCUCAGCCAGCUUUUAUAUUUCCAGGAACAAAAUGGUGCGGCAGUGGCAAUAUCGCGAACAGCCCGGACGAUCUUGGAGUAUUCGCAAUGACUGAUGCAUGCUGCCGUGAACACGACAAUUGCAAAGAUAUAAUCGAAUCGAUGCAGACUAAAUACGGUCUGACCAAUACUGCUUUCUACACAAGGCUACACUGCUCGUGCGACGAGAGGUUCUACGACUGUCUCCAUAGCUCGGAGGAACUCGUUAGCGCGAAGGUCGGCUUCCUCUACUUCAACGUGUUAGACACGAAGUGCUUCCGCGAAGACUACCCCAUCGUUGGCUGCAAACGGCAUUCACUCAUUCCUAGACGCUGUUUGGAGUACGAGCUGGACGAGAGCCAACCGAAGAUGUAUCAGUGGUUCGACGUACCAACGUAUUUCCAAAACGACCACCGGGCGAUGACGAUGACCGGCCGUCAUACUCGAUCACUCGCGGUCCGAUAGAGAAGUCUACUUUUGCGCGGGAUCAUGGGAGGAAAUGUCGCACACCUGUACGAAGUCGUGCAAAUUAUUCCCGCUCGACCGUAUCUUGUCAACGUAGUUGAAUAAACGCCAAUAAAAUGACUUUAACGACCGACUCUCUUUCCCGCUAUCUCUUUUCUUUUUUUUUUCGUCCCGCUUUAAUACGUGUCGCUUUCGCCGGAUACACGUAGUACAC
Molecule: messenger RNA, 940 nt
Organism: Formica exsecta
Lineage: Eukaryota; Metazoa; Arthropoda; Insecta; Hymenoptera; Formicidae
Gene: Pla2
Product: phospholipase A2-like
Exons: 4
Coding region: 118-726 (202 amino acids)
Biological process (GO): arachidonate secretion; phospholipid metabolic process
Source: RefSeq, a predicted model, not a curated record